GGGGCGCUGUGCAGGGCCAGGUAAAGGGGCCGCGGGGCCGCGGGAGGGACGCGCGAGGAUGUGUCCCGAAGUGCUUGACCUGUGAUACAGAGAUCUUCCAGAAUGCUGGAGUCCUAUGUAACUCCUAUUUUGAUGAGUUAUGUGAAUCGCUACAUAAAGAACUUGAAGCCUUCAGAUCUGCAGUUGUCACUCUGGGGAGGAGAUGUUGUGCUUAGUAAACUUGAAUUAAAGUUGGAUGUACUUGAACAGGAGCUGAAACUGCCAUUUACUUUUUUAAGUGGGCAUAUUCAUGAACUUCGGAUUCAUGUGCCAUGGACAAAAUUAGGAUCAGAACCAGUUGUCAUCACUAUCAAUACGAUGGAAUGCAUCUUGAAGUUAAAGGAUGGGGCUCAGCAGGAAGACCACGAAAGCUGUGGUUCCAGUUCAACAAACCGCAGUACCACAGAAAGCAUGAAAUCAGCAGUAAAAUCACGGCGAGUUCAACAGUCUGCUUCUCCUGACCCUGAUUUACCUCCAGGUUAUGUUCAGAGUUUGAUUAGGCGUGUUGUAAACAAUGUCAACAUCGUGAUUAACAAUCUCAUAUUAAAGUAUGUGGAGGAUGAUAUUGUUCUCUCAGUCAAUAUCACUUCUGCAGAAUGCUAUACAGUGGAUGAGUUUUGGGAUCGAGCAUUUAUGGACAUUUCUGCCACUGAUCUGAUACUGAGGAAGAUGAUCAACUUUUCUGACUGCACAGUAUGUCUUGAUAAGAGAAAUGCUAGUGGUAAAAUUGAAUUUUACCAGGAACCUCUGCUGUACAAAUGCUCCUUCAGGACUCGUCUGCAUUUUACUUAUGAUAACCUCAACUCCAAAAUGCCAUCAAUUAUUAAAGUUCACACUUUAGUUGAAAGUUUGAAACUUUCAAUCUCUGAUCAGCAGCUUCCGAUGUUUAUACGUAUAAUGCAGCUUGGGAUUGCUCUGUACUAUGGAGAAAUAGGCAGCUUCAAAGAUGGGGAAAGUGAAGAUUUGAUUUGCCACACUAAAGAUAUGUUGGGAAAUAUCACAGGCACAGAAGAUGAAGCAAGCUCAGUAAUGCAAUAUCCUACACAGUACAUUAGUCAAGAUCCUUAUUUGCAUCAAGAAGAUGACCAGCAACAAGGAUGGGUUUCUUGGGCUUGGUCUUUCUUUCCUGCUAUUGUGAGUUAUGAUGAUGAAGAGAAUGAUUCUGGUGGAAUUGAUGAUGGAACAGCAGAACAGCAGAAGUCUCAGUCCCUCAAGGAUCCUGUUAUUUCAGUUGGGUUUUACUGUACAAAGGCAACAGUGACUUUUAAGCUCACUGAAAUGCAAGCUGAAAGUAGUUAUUACAGCCCACAGAAAGUAAAAUCCAAAGAAGUUAUAUGCUGGGAACAAGAAGGAACAACAGUUGAGGUCCUUAUGAAAGGUGAACUUUUUUUUGAUUGCCAAAUUGGUUUUGUUGGUUGCCAAGCUAUGUGCCUUAAAGGAAUUAUGGGAAUUAAAGAUUUUGAAGAGAAUAUGAAUAGGAGUGAUGAAGAGGCAUGCUUCUUUAAUUGUGGAGAAAAUCUGAGCGUGAAAGGAAUGACUUAUCUUACCAAUUCACUAUUUGAUUACAGAAGUCCAGAAAAUAAUAGUAUUCGCGCAGAAUUUAUAUUGGAUGCAGCUCAUCAUAAGGAGACGUACACAGAGGUAGCUGGAAUGCAGAGGUUUGGGGCUUUCUACAUGGAUUACUUGUACACAAUGGAAAGCACCAGUGGCAAAGUUUCUGGGAAUCAGCAAGACCUUUCUUCAGUAAAGAGUGAAGAUUUUGGAAAUGUUCAGGAGAUGUCUACAAAGAGCCUCAUUGUGGGUCCACUCAAUCUUCGCUUGGAUAGCAGCGCAGUACACCGGAUCAUGAAAAUGAUAGUUUGUGCUCUGGAACAUGAGUAUGAGCCAUACAGCAGAACUAAGCCAGAUAUUAUGGAUGGAAGUAGAACUAUGCCAAGCUCAGAAGAAGUCGCAUCACUGGAGGAAUACAUUCCCACUAGACUUACAACAUUCACUGUUCUUAAAUGUACAAUUAUAAUCCCUGUGGCAGAAUUCAAUUUACUAGAUCAUUUGCUGCCCAUAAUCAUGGGUGAGAAGAACUUAAGUGGACUGUUAAAUGCCACAAGUUUCCAGCCCCUGCGGCCUCUACCUUCCAUCCGAAUUUUGGUGGAUAAGGUGAACCUGGAGCACUCGGUGCCCAUGUAUGCUGAGCAACUGGUGCAUGUGGUCAGCAGCCUCGGCCAGCCGUCCGACAACCUGCUUCAUUACUGUUACUCACACUGCUACCUGAAGAUAUUUGGUUUUCAAGCAGCAUUGACCUCUUUGGACAGUAAAGGAUUGUACUGCAUCCCUGUUCCAGUUAUCCCCUCAUUCAGUACCGCUGUUUACGGCAAGCUGAUCAAGUUCCCCAAAUACUGGACCAAGCGAGCUCAUGUCCCACUAACAGAAUGCAUUUUUGAGCUCCCUAAUUUGACACUUCAAGCAACUAGAGCUCAAACCCUUCUGCUUCAAACUAUUUAUCAGAGCUGGUGUCAUCCUGUUGGAAAUGUCAGUUCAGUGGUGGUAAAUGAAGCUUUACUGAAUGAGGUUUUCCAAACUUCAGGUGUGAAAUCUAAGAAUCCCCUGCCAACUCUUGAGGGCUCAAUCCAGAAUGUUGAAUUGAAGUACUGCGGCACAUCAUUGGUCAAAUGUGCCUCUGGGACCGUGGGAUCAAUAAAAAUUUGUGCCAAAGCCCCAGGUGAUGGUGGAAAAGAGAAACUGAUUCCUUUAAUUCAAGGCCCUUCUGACACCAGAGACUUACACAGCAGUAAAUGGCUCAAUGAGAGUAGAAAGCCAGAAUCUCUCUUAGCUCCAGAUUUGGUAGCCUUUACAAUCCAAAUUCCACAGUAUAUGGACUACUGCCAUAAUUCUGGUGCUGUCCUCUUGUCCAGUGUACAAGGAUUAGCAAUUAAUGUUGAUCCAGUCCUGUAUACGUGGCUUACCUACCAACCUCAGAAACGAGUUAGUAGACACAUUCAGCAGCAGUCUGUAGGAGCUGUUCCGCUUGGUGUGUCAGUAACUCGAAAGAAAGAGGAUGAAGCAUCAGUUGGAAGUGCACCUUUGGCAAGGCAGCAGUCAAAUCAAGCCUCUGAGUAUGCCAGCAGUCCUGUCAAAACAAAAACAGUAACAGAAUCUCGUCCUUUGUCACUCCCUGUGAAAACCGUGCUGAACUCAUCUGAAAGCUGCAGAAGUCCUGAGGAAAGAAUGAAAGAAUUUAUUGGAAUAGUGUGGAAUGCAGUUAAGUGCCUUACACUUCAGCUUGAAGUGCAGUCUUGUUGUGUAUUCCUUCCGAAUGACAGCCUGCCUUCUCCAAGUACUAUUGUGUCAGGUGACAUUCCCGGGACUGUGCGAAACUGGUACCAUGGGCAGGCCAGUAUGCCUGGCACACUUGUUGUCUGCUUGCCCCAGAUAAAAAUUAUGAGUGCUGGACACAAACACAUGGAACCUUUGCAAGAAAUCCCAUUUGUUGUCCUGAGACCCAUCCUGGAAGAAGGUGAUGCUUUUCCAUGGACAAUUAGUCUGCAUCAUUUCAGUAUAUAUACUCUUCUUGGACAACAAAUGACACUUAAUUUGGUAGAACCAAUGGGCUGUACUUCUACUUUAGCUGUGACUUCACAGAAACUGCUUCCUUCAGGGCCAGAAUCCAGACACUCGUUUGUUGUCUGCCUCCAUGUCGACCUUGAAUCCCUUGAAAUAAAAUGCUCCAACCCCCAGGUGCAGCUUCUGUAUGAACUGGCUGAGAUCACAAGUAAAGUUUGGAAUAAAAUUCAGAGGAAAGGAGUUCUAUAUCAAUCUGUAUCUUCUGUCUAUACUGAAACCAUGACAGGACCUGCUCCUCCUAGUUCUCCUGUUAAGAGUAGUGUUGGUACCAUUCCACCAGAUACCAGCACAUACAGCCCAUCUGCUGACAUUGGAACCACUACAGAGGGUGAUUCUCUUCAGGGUGGUGAUGAUUCCCCCUUCUCAGACUCCAUUACAUUGGAACAAACAACAAGUAAUAUCGGAGUCUCAAGUGGACGUGUCAGCCUUUGGAUGCAGUGGAUGUUGCCAAAAAUUACUGUAAAAUUGUUUGCUCCUGAUCCUAGAAAUAAUGGCACAGAAGUCUGUAUUGUCAGUGAAUUAGAGGAUCUCAGUGCCUCAGUGGAUAUGCAGGAUGUCUAUACCAAAAUCAAAUGUAAAAUAGAAAGCUUCAAUAUUGACCAUUACAGAAACAGCAACUUUUUUUGUUUAUUUUUUUCUUCUCUUCCUAUCUUCCUUGCCUUGUUCAUUACCUCAAGCCUUGGGGAAGAUUCUUGGUCUCUGGGGCAAUACGGAGGUGUGUUCCUUUCCUGUACUGACAAGCUGAACAGACGCACCUUGUUGGUUCGACCUAUCAGCAAGCAGGAUCCUUUCAGCAGCUUCUCUGGCUUCUUUCCCUCUACAACUGCAAAACUUUUAGAUGGUUCACACCAACAACAUGGAUUUCUUUCUCUCACUUACACCAAAGCCGUGACCAAAAAUGUCCGGCACAAACUGAUAUCAAGAAAUGAGCGAAGAACAUUCCAUAAGCUGUCAGAAGGUCACACUGAUGGUUCUCCUCAUUUUCUCCAUGAGAUCCUUCUUUCUGCUCAGGCCUUUGAUGUGGUCCUUUGUUUUCCUUUGCUGAAUGCAAUUGCAAGCAUUUUUCAAGCCAGAUUGCCAAGGAGUCAGAAGGAGAAAAGGAAGUCACCAGGCCAGCCAAUGAGGUCUCAUGCUCUGACGUCCCGCAAUUUGCCUCUGAUUUACAUCAACACGGGCGUAAUAAGAGUCUUCUUUCCCAAAAACGAGGAAGAUCAUCAUAUUGGAGAAGCUAAUCCAUCAAUUAAAGAAGACACUUUGGUUCUCAAGAUUGGAUCUGUCUCUAUGGCUCCUCAGGCUGACAACCCUCUUAGCAGAGCUGUGCUCAGAAAAGACAUUUAUCAAAGAGCACUAAAUCUAGGAAUUCUUCGAGACCCUGGAUCAGAGGUUGAGGACAGACAAUAUCAAAUAGAUCUUCAAUCUAUCAACAUCGGUACUGCUUAUUGGAAUCAGUUGAAACCAGAGAAGGAAAAUGGAAAAGGAGGGGUUUCGACAGAGACUGAGAGAAAUUCUCAAAAUCCAGCACUUGAAUGGAACAUGGCCAGUAGCAUAAGGCGGCACCAGGAAAGGAGAGCAAUUUUAACUCCAAUUUUAACAGAUUUCACUGUUCGAAUAACUGCAGCUCCUGCAAUUAUUUUUACAAAAAUUGAUGCUGCAGAGAAUUUACACCCAGAGGAAAUUUUGGUCUGUGGUCAUUCUUUGGAAGUAAAUAUGACAACGAAUUUGGAUUUCUUCCUCAAUGUGGCUCAAGUGCAACUUCUUCAGCAUCUGGUACAAGCUAAUAUGGUUGGACUGGAACCCUCCAGUAGCACCACGGAGGUUUCCAAGCAAGAGCAGAAGAAGAUGGAUGUGGCUGAUGGAGGAACAGUUGAGACUUCCUCCCGUUACAGCGGGGCACAGGACAGUGGAAUCGGCAGCGACAGCGUUAAGAUCAGGAUCAUUCAGAUCGAGCAGCACAGUGGCACCAGCCAGCACCGCAUUGCCCGCCCUUCCCGCCAGUCUUCCAUCGUGAAGAAUCUUAACUUCAUUCCCUUUGACAUUUUUGUUACAGCGAGUCGAAUCUCAUUGAUGACGUACUCAUGCACUGCCUCACCGAAAUCAAAAUCAGUGCAAGAUCAGAAAGAUGGUGAGAAGAUAAGUAAAAGCUCCUUGAACCUUCCAGAAGCAGUCUCAGGCAGCAGCCAUGAUCCCAAGAAGCCCAGUCAGCCAUGCAUCUCUUCUGUCACAGCAGAAGAUCUUCUGAACAGUAACCCUCCCCCGUCCGCUGGGAGAAAACCAGGUCUUUUGUCACUGGAAAGUCUGCACGCUUCCACAAGAUCAUCUGCUCGACAAGCCCUGGGCAUAACUAUUGUACGGCAGCCGGGGCGCAGGGGGACUGGUGAUGUAGAGCUGCAGCCAUUUCUCUACCUGGUUGUAUCACAGCCCUCUGUGCUCCUCAGCUGCCACCACAGAAAGCAAAAAGUAGAAAUUUCAGUGUUUGACGCUGGCCUUAAAGGAGUCGCCUCGGACUACAAGUGUACAGAUCCUGGGAAGACUCUGCCAGAAACUCUGGAUUAUUGCAAGAUUUGGCUGCAGACAGUAGCAGGAGAGGUAGAUGCUAAAAGUGGUAUUCCGCCUCCUCUUAUCACUGUGCAAAUUAAAGACUUCCUUAAUGGACCAGCUGACAUUAAUGUGGACAUAUCAAAACCUUUGAAAGCAAAUCUCAGUUUUGCCAGACUUGACCAAAUAAACCAGUUCUUGAAGAAAAUCGUAACCACAAAUGAAGAUAUGCCCAGGAAGGAGGCUGCUUCAUCAGCUGGCAUUAUUCCAGAUGAGGAUGUCACUUUGAUAUCCAGACACCCCAGUACAAAGGAAUUCCUACCAGCAGCGCACACCAACACUGUGCAAAAGGCUUCAGUGCAAGAAAACUUGUGGCAAGCCCUUUCCUUCUUCCAGAAAAUUUCCAUUCACACCGUUCAAAUGGUUGUUUUGAUGGAAACCAUCCCACACCCCAGUAAACCUUGUUUGUUAGUCUCUUUCUCAAACCUCAGUGGGAGCCUGAAUAUUAAAGGUGGACAUAAAGCUGCAGGAAUCCAUGGAUCAUCUUUAGCCCUUGACAUAAAAGAUUUCUUACUUAAAACAAGUCUCAAAGAAAGAGCCAAAUCUCUGAUAGGCCCUUUUUGCUGCUCUGUUAAUUUGGAAGCCAAGUGGUGUAAGCACAGUGGUGAUCCUGGCCCGGAGCAAUCUAUUCCAAAAAUCUACAUUGAUUUGAGAGGAGGACUGCUGCAGGUUUUCUGGGGUCAAGAGCAUUUGAACUGUUUAGUUCUUCUCCAGGAGCUUCUGUGGCAGUACCUGACUGAAAAGGGCAGUGUAGAGACAUUGAUACCUGAACGUACACACCCCACUUGUUUUUCUGCAGAAAGGAAUCAGGCCUCAAAAACUGAGCAUACCUCAGAUGAUCUGAGAACAGGCCUGUUCCAGUAUAUACAAGAUGCAGAAGCACAAAAGCUGCCCAGUGCCUAUGAAGUUGUGUUUUACAAUGAAACUGAGGACAGUCCAGGAAUGAUGCUGUGGAGAUACCCAGAACCCAGAGUGCUCACUCUUGUAAGAAUUAACCCUGUUCCUUUUAAUACCACUGAAGAUCCAGAUAUUAGCACUGCUGACCUUGGAGAUGUUCUUCAGAUUCCUUGCAGCUUGGAGUACUGGGAUGAGCUUCAGAAGUCAUUUGUUGCAUUCCGGGAGUUCAGUCUAUCAGAAAGCAAAGUCUGCGAGCUGCAGCUGCCCAGUAUCAGCCUUGUGAGUGAUCAGAAGGAGCUCAUAGCCUCUGACCUCUGGAGGAUUGUCCUCAACAGCAGCCAGAACGUGGCCGAUGACCAAAGCUCAGAAAGUGAAUCUGGCUCCCAAAGUGCAUGCGAUCAGCUUGUGACCCCCACGGCAUUAGCAGCUUGUACCAGGGUUGACUCCUGUUUCACUCCGUGGUUUGUGCCAUCACUAAGUGUGUUGAUCCAAUUUACCUGUUUGGAAGUCCACCUAUGCCAUCAUCUUGAUCAGCUCGGCACCGCACCACCAAAGUUUCUUCAGCCGUUUUUAUCUGAUAAGAACAUGCCAUCUGAACUAGAAUACAUGAUAGUUUCCUUUGAUGAGCCUCAUGUAUAUCUUCGUCAGUGGAACGAUGAGUCAGUGUUCCAGGAGAUCCAGUUUUCGACUCAGGCUGACUGUAAACUUCUGGAGUGUCGAAAUGUGACCAUGCAGAGGGUUGUGAAACCUUUCAAAAUCUGGGGACAGUUUGCUGUUUCCAGCAGCACAGCAGGAAGGCUGUUCGACUGCACGAUAAUGGUUGACCCUAUUUUCAUCAGCUUUGGCCAGUAUGCACUUCAUUCUCUAAAUACAGCAAUUCAAGCUUGGCAACAGAACCGAUGCCCUGAGGCAGAGGAGUUUGUCUUCAGCCAUUUCGUGAUCUGUAAUGACACCCAAGAGACGCUGAGGUUUGGCCAGGUGGAUACUGAUGAGAAUAUUUUGCUGGCUACUCUCCACAGUCACCAGUACAGCUGGCGCUCACACAAGUCCCCCCAGCUGUUACACAUCUGCAUCGAAGGCUGGGGAAACUGGCGGUGGUCUGAGCCAUUCAGUGUGGACAAUACAGGGACCUUUAUUCGCACCAUUCAGUACAAGGGCCGGACAGCAUCGCUUGUUAUCAAGGUUCAGCAGCUCAGUGGAGUGCAGAAGCAAAUCCUAAUCUGUGGAAGACAGACAGUCUGUAGUUACCUUUCUGAAAGUAUUGAACUGAAAGUGGUUCAGCAUUACAUUAGUCAAGAUGGACAGGCUGUUGUUAAAGAACACAUCAACUGCCUUGCAGCCAAGCAGAAAUUGCCUUCAUAUAUCCUAGAAAACAAUGAGCUCACUGAAUUGAGCGUGAAAUCUACAGGAGAUGAAGACUGGUCCCAAGAUGUAUGUCUAAGUUCUAAACACACAGAGCACAGCACUGUCAUUCAGGUACCGUCUUCAAAGAGUUCAAUUACAUAUGUGUGGUGCACAGUUUUGACUUUAGAGCCCAAUUCGCAUGUGCAACAGCGAUUAAUUGUUUUCAGCCCUCUUUUCAUUGUAAGGAGCCAUCUUCCAGACCCUAUUAUCAUACAUAUAGAGAAAAGAAGCCUGGGACUGAAUGAAACACAAGUGAUUCCAGGGAAAGGGCAAGAGAAAGCACUGCAAAAUAUAGAACCUGAUCUUACACACCACCUGACUUUUCAAGCCAGGGAAGAAGAUGAUCCAUCAGAAUGUGCAGUCCCUAUCUCAACCACUCUGAUUAAACAGAUAGCAACUAAAUCCCAUCCGGGUGGCAACGCCAGCCAAGUGCUCUCCGAGUUCUAUGGCACUGCUAGUCCUCCCCAGCCUGCAUGGCCUUAUAACAGGAAGGAUUCAGACAGCAGUGAACAGCUCUCCCAGUGGGAUAGUCCAAUGCGGGUAAAGCUGUCAGUGUGGAAACCAUGUGUUAAAACUGUGCUGAUUGAACUCCUGCCCUGGGCAUUGCUUAUCAAUCAAUCCAAGUGGGACCUCUGGCUGUUUGAAGGAGAGAAGAUUCUUCUUCAAGUACCUAGUGGGAAAGUAAUUAUACCCCCCAACUUUGAGGAAGCUUUUCAGGUUGGAAUAUACUGGGCAAACACUAAUACUGUACACAAAUCAGUGGCAAUUAAACUGGUUCAUAAUGUGACCUCCCCAAAAUGGAAGGAUGCUGAUAAUGGGGAAGUAGUAACGUUGGAUGAAGAAGGUUUUGUUGAAGCUGAAAUUAAACUUGGUGCUUUUCCAGGUCAUCAGAAGUUGUGUGAAUUCUGCAUUUCUUCCAUGGUUCGACAAGGUAUACAAAUUCUACAGAUAGAAGAUAAGACAACAAUAAUCAAUGAUACAUCAUAUCAAAUCUAUUACAGGCCACAGCUUUUUAUUUCCAAACCCGACUCAGAAGAAGAGGACUUCCGCUCACCCGACAGCACGGUGUUCAGCGUCGGCCCGGCCGGGGCAGGCUGCAGCGGGGCGCUGAGCGCCGUGCCCUGCUGGGCCCUGCUGUCGGAGCCGGCUCCCUCGGCGGCCGGGGCGACUCUCGGGGACAGGCGCGUGGUGCUGAGCUUCAGCGCCGGGAGCCGCGAGCUCUGGAGCCUGCCGGCCGUCGUCGGCGCCCAGGUGGCGAGGCAGAGCGUGGCGGUGCCCACGGGCGCGCCUGCCGAAGGUGGAUUCUGUACCAGAGCUAUAGCACUGACUUAUCAAGAGCAUCUUGGCGUGACGUACCUAACACUUACAGAAGAUCCUAGUCCUCGUAUAAUUAUCCACAAUAGGUGCUCCAUUCCAUUGCUUGUAAAAGAGAAUUUCAAAGAUACACCAAAGUUUGAAGUUUACUGUAGAAAGAUUCCAGCUGAAUGUUCGGUUCAUCAUGAACUUUACCAUCAAAUCUCCAGCUAUCCAGAUUGCAAAACAAGAGAUUUAUUGCCCAGUAUUCUCCUGAAAGCGGUGUCGUCAGAUGAAUUAGUAAAUGAAUGGAGUGAUUUUGUGGACAUCAACAACCAAGGAACACAAAUUGUGUUCUUAACUGGCUUUGGUUGUGUUUAUGUGGACAUCACCCAUCACUGUGGGACAUUAGUCAUAACCUUGGCCCCAGAAGGAAGAGCAGGACCCGUUGGUAUCAACCUCAACAGAACUCAAGAGCAGACCCUGUCACUGAAAAUGUUCAUCAGUCAGUUAAGUCUUGCUGCAUUUGAUGAUAUUACAAACCACAAAGUGUCGUCGGAACUCCUGCGUCUCACAGCAGACAAUGUUUUCCUCCACAUGACCCCAGGCACCGGCUCCCUGUCACAGGAAUUCCAGCAGGACUCUGUGGAAGGCCUCCCACAGUUUCAUAGUCUCCAAGUGUAUUGUGAAGACUUGCAACUGGACAAUCAGUUGUACAGCAAAUCCAAUUUCCAUUUUGCAGUCCUGCUGUGCCAAGAAGAGAAAAACGAAACCGCGCAGUGGUCAAGAAUGAACAAUCUCCUUGUUUGUAACAAAGAUUUGGAAAGCUAUAAGGAGAACUGCUUUAUAAAACUCUGUAUUGCUUUUUCUGAGGAAGAGAAUUUCACGUUUCAUGUGAAUGACCUCAGCUUUGAGCUCAAACCAGCUAGGCUGUACGUGGAAGACACUUUUGUUUACUACAUUAAGACUUUGUUCGAUACAUAUCUUCCAGAAAACAAAACUGCUUGUAAAUCCAUGAAUGCUUCAGAUACUACCCUGAUAGUGCCUGAACAAGUGAGAGAGCAUGCAAGAGCUUUAGUCAAGCCAGUGAAGCUAAGAAAAUUAAAAAUACAACCUGUUAAUCUCCUUGUCAGUAUUCAUGCUUCCUUGAAACUGUAUAUAGCCUCGGAUCACACGCCUCUCUCCUUCUCUGUGUUUGAGCGAGGACCCAUCUUCACCACAGCCAGGCAACUUGUCCAUGCCUUGGCCAUGCAUUACGCUGCUGGAGCACUUUUCAGAGCAGGCUGGGUUGUUGGAUCGUUGGAAAUUCUUGGAAGCCCGGCUAGUCUGGUGAGAAGCAUAGGGAACGGCAUCGCUGAUUUCUUUAGGCUCCCCUAUGAAGGGCUGACCAGAGGCCCAGGAGCAUUUGUCAGUGGAGUUUCCAGAGGAACGACAUCAUUUGUAAAACACAUUUCCAAAGGUACACUGACGUCAAUUACCAAUCUGGCAACAAGUCUUGCUCGGAAUAUGGAUAGGCUGUCACUGGAUGAGGAGCAUUACAACAGACAAGAAGAAUGGAGAAGGCAGCUUCCAGAGAGCCUGGGAGAAGGACUGAGACAAGGGCUCUCUCGUUUAGGCAUUAGCCUUCUAGGUGCAAUUGCUGGGAUUGUGGAUCAGCCGAUGCAGAAUUUUCAGCGAGUAUCUGAGGCCCAAGCUUCUGCUGGGCAUAAAGCCAGAGGGGUCAUCUCGGGUGUGGGGAAGGGGAUCAUGGGCGUCUUCACGAAGCCCAUUGGAGGGGCAGCUGAGCUCGUCUCCCAGACAGGUUACGGUAUUUUGCACGGAGCUGGACUUUCUCAGCUUCCCAAGCAGCGCUCUCAUCCAAAUGAUCAACAUGUUGAGCAGGCUCCAAACAGCCACGUCAAAUACGUCUGGAAAAUGCUGCAGUCUCUGGGAAGGCCAGAGGUUCAUAUGGCCUUAGAUGUCAUGAUUGUGAGUGGAUCAGGCCAGCAGCAUGAAGGCUGCCUGCUGCUCACCUCAGAGGUGCUCUUUGUCGUGAGCAUCAGUGAAGACACACAGCAGCAGGCGUUCCCUGUGACUGAAAUCGAUUGUCUGGAAGAUGAUCAGCAAAAAGAUCUGCUGAAGGUGCAGCUAAAACAACAGAGAGUGCCUUCUGACUUGGAGGCCGAGGGAGCCAGAGAGAGACUGUCAGAACAGCAGUACAACCGCCUCGUGGAGUACAUCACAAAGACAUCUUAUCACCUGGCUCCCAGCACCGCCACCGCGUCAGCCCCGCAAACCGUGGCUACUGAACAACCCCUGACUAUAACAAAAACAUAUCACUAUGUAGUUGAUCCAAAUUUCGCCCAAGUAUUCAUUAGCAAAUUCACCAUGGUGAAAAAUAAAGCCUUGAGGAAAGGAUUUAAUUAAUAGUUAUUUCUGGUUUGUGUAGUAACACCAUACCAGCUUGAAAGUGAUGCCUUCUCUGCAGUAACCUACAUCAAGUAGAGAUGCAUAUCAUUUUUGAGGAGGUAGAAAUUGAUAACAAAGCCCAGUAGCUUUUCUAAUCUCGGCAGCAUUCCUGCUCCCUCGCCAAAAUACUAGUGCUGGAAGGAAAGAGUUCUGGCAAACGAAUAAAGUGAGAAGGAACAGCCUUGGACUACAGCUUAAUCAAAAUCCUUUUUCUUUUCGAUAACCAAAAAUUAGAGAAUAAGGAAAAUUAUGUGCAUAUGGAGGUUUUUACCACCCACAGAAAUGUGUAUCAAUACCUCUAUAUCAUAUUUUAGGGUCUGCCAGUUUCUGUUAUAAAGCAGGUUUAUAACUCAGCUGUAAAAACUUGCUCAAGGCCGAGCAUUUCCCCCCACCCCCACACUCUCCCAACAUGUGCGUCCUGAGGCAAAACAUUUUCCCCCACUAAAUCUGAAAAACCCAGUGUGGCUGUUUUAAGUUACUAGUGACAGCUGGGUUUUAGCACCACUUUAACCUUAAAAUAGCUUCCUUUAUUUGACUGAAGUUUUGCAGGACAUUAGUCCAUAAUGUAAACUAGUGCCUUUGUGUGGUUUGGAGAACAAAACAUGAACUACAACAUGACUUUAUUUUUAAAACUGUCUGUAUACAGAAACUUUAUUUUAUCCACCAUCAAAUUUUCAGAAGUACUUUCAAUGUAUGUAUGACUGUGCAUUGUCUGUUCAUUAGCUGGAAGCCAGUAACAUGCAGUUCAAAAAUUUAAGAAACAGAGCCGUCUCCUUAAAGUCUUCAAGCUCAGUGUAACCCAGAUGUGCAGGUGCUAAGUACAGCUUGUGGGGUCUUGCUUACAUCUGAUCUGCCACCACUACAUUGUGUGUGCUCCCUUCAGCCCUAAUUUAUUUUAUGCUUAUCAUCUUCGAACUGAUAAAAACAGGGAUAUUUAGGAACAUGACCUUUCGAAUAUGUACUAAGCAAAGUGAGACUUUUUAAGACUGAAAACUAUAGACCCACAGCCACCAAUUACAUUAUUAGUUAAUGAUGCCAUCACAAUGCACUUACAAAUAUAUGUUAAACACCUGUAUUUAUUCUAGUAGACAAGAAAUCAGUCUCUGGGCAGAGUUAGAUGACUUUAUAAACCAAAUCUGGCUACAGCAGUUUCAUUUUAAAACCAAAAGCUUACUUGGUUUCCAACUAUGCAUGUUAAUUUUUCUGUCCUUUUCUAUAUGCUUACCAAAAUGAAUUUUGUCUGGAGAUUCCUGAACAUGGCUGGAAUUUGAGUCAAAAACUGGAAUAAAAUCUGAUCACCAUUUGGAGCAUAUGCUUUAUAGAUAAUAACGUCUAUGCAUACUUGAUAUGACCAAAUGCACAGUAAAUAAGAAUGUAGUAACUGCAAUGUUUUUCUCUUGAGUUCUGUUUUGUUAAAAGGUAUUUCUAAAAGCUGUGUCUCUCAUCUACUGAGAAUAAAGGAGGCUGGGGUCUGCAUUGUCCUUUUCUGACUGUGAAAUAAGCCCAUCCAUUAUCAACAUUUCAUACAAUGAUUUAAUAACUUAGUCAUUGUUUAAAUAACACUGUUUAAAAAUGUAUAUGUAUGUAAACAUGUGCUUCAUUCCUGAAUAUUUUAUGGAAGUCGUUUAAUAUUUCUAAUUUUGCAUAUUGAUGGAUAAAUUGUAAUAUAAUUAAAUUGUUUAAAGAUAAUAAAGCUAUUCCUGUAAUAUUU
Hirundo rustica (Barn swallow) is the source of this 14005-nucleotide messenger RNA. It is a transcript of the gene VPS13B, whose product is annotated as vacuolar protein sorting 13 homolog B. Lineage: Eukaryota; Metazoa; Chordata; Aves; Passeriformes; Hirundinidae. The transcript has 62 exons. The coding region runs from base 103 to 12252 and encodes 4049 amino acids. The record is from RefSeq and is a predicted model, not a curated record.